UAUCUCACACCUGCAAGUCACCACCGACCCAGACGCUCACCCAGCCUCCUCCGUCCAGUUUGCUCCUCCUUCUUCUCCUUCCUCAGCUGCCGUGAUGCCCAGAGACUCCGCGGGGAGUAUGUUCGGCGGGGCGGGGGGCCGAGGCACCAGGGUGUCCAUAUCGAGCCUGGAGGGGCUGCGCAACGCCAUGCGUAAAGAUCCCCAAAGGGACGCGGCUGCUGCUGCUGCGGCGCCUGCUGAAGUGGCCGCGGACGACAAGAAGACGAUGCAGGGGCUGAACGAGCGACUGGCCGAAUACCUGGCCCGGGAGGGCCAGCUGGUGGAGGCCAACAAGAAGAUCCAAGCUGAAAUCAAUGAGAUUCUUGCGAAGAGAUCCGCGCAGGACGGCCGCGAUUGGAAUGAGAUCAAGAAACCGCUGGACGACCUGAGGAACAAGGUCAAGAAUAUGACGAUGGACAUCGCCAAUGUUAUGCUGAAGAUCGACAACUCCAAGCUGGCCAACGACGACUUCCAGAACAAGUUGGACACUGAGAACGAGUUGUGCCGCACAGUGGAGCGCGAUCUGAUUGGUCUAAAGAACAUCUUGGAUGACACCAAGCUGCAACGCCUGCAGCUCGAGGGCGAGGUGGAGUCCGUGAAAGAGGAGCUGGCCAUCCUGAAGAAAGACCACAACGACGAGGUGGAGGAGCUGCGGCAGAAGAUCAGGGACUCUAGCAUCCACGUGGAGGUGGACUCUCAGGAGUCCAACCUGGCCGAGACCCUCAACAAGAUCCGGGCUGCGUAUGACAAGCUGGCCAAGAAGAACCAGAAGGAGGCUGAUAACUGGUACCAGAGCAAGUUUGAGAACAUCAAGGUGGAGGAGGCCCAGAACACGGAGGCGCUGCAGUCGGGGAGGUCGGAGCUCAACGACCUCACCAGACAGAGGCAGAUGCUAGAGCUAGACAUCCAGUCUAUGAUCCGCAUGAUCCGCUCCCUUGAGGAGAACCUGAAGGAAACAGAGGAGCGUUACGGCGGCGAGCUGUCGCGCCUGCGGCGCGUCCUGCAGGGCCUGGAGGCAGAGCAGGGCCAGCUGCGGGCCCAGUUGGGGCGCCAGGUGGAAGCCCACCAGGACCUGCUCAACGUCAAGAUGAAGCUGGAGGCCGAGAUUGACGAGUACCGCAAGCUCAUGGCCGGCAUCUUCGCCGACGAGGACAGAACCGACGCAGUCUGACCUGGAGGUCGGAGGAGGAGGAGGUGGAGGAGGAGAGGGAGAAGAGGGUGCGGACAACUGGCAGGAGGAAGAAGGAAAAUAAAAUGGCGGACUCGUUUGGUCUGAGAGCGGACGGCGAGGUCUCAGCGGUGCCGGGAAAUGUAGCCGAUAAAGAAAAUAAGAAAAAAAAAGCUAAGAAGAGUUCGAGUCAUCUUCGUCCUCCUCUUCUUCUUCUAUCUCCUCCUCUUCCUCCUCAUCCUCCGAGUCGGAGAAGGAGGAAGAGAAAACCGGCCAAUCGGAUGAAGCAAAGCCUGAUCAAACAUCUUGAGCUUCGCUAUGAAUGGCUGUCUAAAGCCGUAGCUCUGAACCUGUUACAGAGAUGUGUGUGUGUUUGUGUGUGUGGGAUAUCUUUAUUGUGAAAUAAAUAUAUUUGGGGUCCAAAGAC
This is a messenger RNA of Gadus morhua (Atlantic cod), 1634 nucleotides long. Its product is annotated as keratin. Gene Ontology annotation, cellular component: cytoskeleton. Gene Ontology annotation, molecular function: structural molecule activity. The coding region runs from base 95 to 1210 and encodes 371 amino acids. The record is from RefSeq and is a predicted model, not a curated record. Lineage: Eukaryota; Metazoa; Chordata; Actinopteri; Gadiformes; Gadidae. The transcript has 7 exons.